GUCAGUUGACGAACUGAUCACGUGGGCAUAGCGGAAAUGGCUGCUCUGGUAAUGAUUUUGAAAAUGCUUCGGUGUGUUUGUUAUCCGGUUUUUAUUGAGAAACGCGUCUCAUUGUUAAUACAGUUUUGAAGAUAUAUGGACAAAUUGUCAGUGACUAGAACCUAGAUCUUCGUGAAUGAAUACAGUACUCCGCGUGUGCCCAUCAAUGAGUUUAUUUCAGGCUCUCUGGUCCUCAGCUAACGUAGGUUAGCUAAGUUAAUUUACCCUACUGGAAGGCAAGAAGCUAAGUAGGUGAGCUUAUUUGAACGUUAAAGGCCUGGAUUUCUUCUUCAGAAAACGAGCCAUUUGUGAACAUUCGAGGAUGCCGACAGCACUGAAAACAAAGGCAUGACUACUGCCCUGGAAAUGUCUGAGCCUAGCAGUCCGCAGUCUUUCUUGGUAGAGCCUGAUACCCCUGGUCCAAUGAAUCGUGCCUGUUUGAUGGACGACAGCAACUUGCUUGUGGAUGACAGUGAUGGAGAUUGCAGCAACCUCAGUUCUGUUACAGUACCAGAAACACCAAGUCCUCUGUGUCUCAGAAGGCGAGUGCAUCUACAGGGAACCUGGCCUGAAACAGGGACUCCGCCCCUGAGUUUAGACACUAGGUGUAACACUGAUGACAAGUCUUCGGCUGAGGCCCUGUGCACUACCCCAACCUCACACCAGAAAUGCAAGCGCCGCAGAAUAGUUGAGGAAACGCCAAGCUCUGAGGUGGCGAAACCAAGCCGCUAUGGGAGUAAUGGUUUUGUACCAGCCUCCAAAUUAAUGCAAACAUAUGCCCCCUGGCUGGAAGUCCCUCGCCCUUCAGCUUCUUUUGCGUCAGCGUCGUCGUCCUCCGUACUCCACCACGGCGGGCCAUCCAGCUCAGACAGCACGUAUGGAGAUGAGACUGCAUGCCGGUCAAGAUUGGGACCUGCAAUGGAUUCCACAGAGCAGCCCAGCGCACACAGAGCCAGCAGAAAGAGAGAAAGACCAUCUAAGACUAAGAGUGCUUCCUCAACCAGAAGUAGCUUGCUGUCUCAAUACACAAAGACCACAGAUGCUGAGAUGUCCUACCCUCCGACUGCCUUCUUCCACUGCAGAGGUACAGCCACAGAGACACAGCCAAGGCUUUUACCUCCAUCACCCCACCAGAAACAGGAGGAGAUAGUCAUCAUCGAUGAUGAUGAGGAUGAUGUCAUAGUGGAGGCCAUGGUUCGCUCCGUUCAGUUGGCUGAGGAUGAAGCAUUUGCCAGAAGCCUUCAGGAACAGUUUGACCGAGAGGAACAGCAACAGCAACAGCAACAGCAGCUGGAACAAAGGAGGCAACAAGCAAUGCAUUCAAAUCCAUAUCAAUCUAACCACAGGUAUGAUCCAUAUGGAGGUAUGGGUUGGAUGCCUGCGUGGUCUCACAUGGGAGAUGCCUCUGGCUUUGCUUACAUUUCCCCAACCCUCGCAGAGUUACAGCAGGCCAUGUUCGCUGAACCAUCAGGAAGACAUGGCGGACACCGCAUACACUCACGCUCUCGCCCCCGCUCACGCAGACAAGGGCAACAUCUACCACUGGAUUUAUUUAAUGACAGCCAGGGAAACAACUAUGAGGCUCUGUUGGCUUUUGAAGAGGGUCAAGGUUCAGCCAUACCCAAAAAUGUGUUGACCAAGAGGGAAAUCGAGAGGCUACCCACAAAAGCCUACAACCCUGCACACAGUGCGGGGAAGACGGAGUGCCAGAUCUGUUUUUGUGAAUACACAGAGGGGGAGCAACUGAGAAUGCUACCUUGUCUCCAUGACUACCAUGUGAAAUGUAUAGACCGCUGGCUAAAGGAAAAUGUCACCUGCCCCAUUUGCAGAGCAGAUGUGUCACAGACAUCAAACUAGCUCAGGAUUCAGGAAGCAGCGUCUACCUCACAGCUUGGCGGUGUGACUGGGAUGUAGUCCUUUUACAUUUGUCUGAGCAAUAGACUUAUUUUUAGAUAGUAACAACCCUGGUCUGGUUACCUUAAUGCUCAAAACAUUUACCCCACACUGCGACACAUUUUAACCACUGUAUUUGACUUAUUCUGUUAAUAAAACCAUUCCUUGUUGUUUAUUAUA
Alosa sapidissima (American shad) is the source of this 2112-nucleotide messenger RNA. RefSeq lists its product as uncharacterized. The transcript is spliced from 11 exons. Lineage: Eukaryota; Metazoa; Chordata; Actinopteri; Clupeiformes; Clupeidae. Bases 388 to 1896 code for a protein of 502 amino acids. The record is from RefSeq and is a predicted model, not a curated record.